Beauveria bassiana ARSEF 2860 is the source of this 1782-nucleotide messenger RNA. RefSeq names its product GTP-binding family protein. NCBI's taxonomy places the organism in Eukaryota, Fungi, Ascomycota, Sordariomycetes, Hypocreales, Cordycipitaceae. The record is from RefSeq and is a predicted model, not a curated record. Gene Ontology annotation, molecular function: GTP binding. The transcript has 3 exons. Gene Ontology annotation, cellular component: nucleolus. Bases 1 to 1782 code for a protein of 593 amino acids.
AUGGGCACCGGGAAGAAAGAGGCUACCCGGCGUGUUCGCCAGGGUAAGACCGGCGAUGGCAUGGCCAACGUCCGUGUCAAGGGUGAAAACUUCUAUCGCAAUGCGAAGAGGGUGAAGACAUUGAACAUGUACAAGGAGGGUAAAGCUCAGCGUAAUGCAGAUGGUCAAAUCACAAAGGCCGCCACCUGGCAGUCCCGCGACGUGCCCACUGCCGUCAUCGAGCCCAACCGCAAGUGGUUCUCUAACACGCGCGUCGUGUCCCAGGACACCCUCACAGCCUUUCGCGAGGCUAUGGAAGAGAAGAGCAAGGACCCGUACACCAUCCUUCUCAAGUCCAACAAGCUGCCUAUGACGCUCAUCCGCGACGGCAAGGACACCAACGGUCUCAAGCAGCACAAGGCCAAGAUGGCGCUCGAGACGGCGCCUUUCUCCGGCGUUUUCGGGCCCAAGUCCCAGAGAAAACGCGUCAAGCUCGACGUGGCCAACUUGGACGACCUAGCCGAAGGUACCGAGAAAAGCAUGGACACGUACGAGGAGCGUCUCGAGCAGGCUAAGCUGCUGAGCGGCGAGUCUGGCAACUCUGAGGAGGACGGCACAUUCGCCAUGGCCAUUGAGCCCGUCUUCGACAAGGGUCAGAGCAAGCGUAUCUGGAACGAACUGUAUAAGGUCAUCGACUCGUCCGACGUUGUUAUUCAUGUUCUCGAUGCUCGUGACCCCAUUGGCACCCGAUGCCGCAGUGUCGAAAAGUACCUACGCGAGGAGGCCCCCCACAAGCAUCUGAUAUUCGUGCUCAACAAGUGUGAUCUGGUCCCCACCGGUGUUUGUGCUGCUUGGGUCAGACAUCUCGGAAAGGAAUACCCCACACUGGCUUUUCACGCCAACAUAAACAACUCUUUUGGCAAGGGCUCUUUGAUUCAGCUUCUUCGUCAAUUCUCCGUCAUCCACUCAGACAGAAAGCAAAUCUCUGUUGGUCUCAUUGGUGGCCCCAACACGGGUAAGUCUUCUAUCAUCAACACCUUGUUGAAGAAGAAGGUGUGCACUGUUGCCCCCAUUCCCGGCGAGACAAAAGUCUGGCAAUACGUUACUUUGAUGAAGCGCAUCUACCUGAUCGAUUGUCCCGGAGUCGUUCCUCCUACCUCUCAGGACACCCCUACAGACCUUGUUCUUCGUGGUGUCGUCCGUGUUGAAAAGGUCGACAAUCCUGAGCAGUACAUCACUGCCCUUCUGAGCAAGGUCAAGCGCCGCCAUAUGGAAAAGACCUAUGACCUGACCAACUGGAGCAACGCGACGGAACUGCUUGAGCUCUUGGCGCGCAAGGGUGGUCGUCUUCUCAAGGGUGGCGAGCCUGAUCUUGAUGGUGUCGCCAAGAUGAUGCUCAACGACUUUAUGCGUGGCAGAAUCCCCUGGUUCACGCCCCCUCCCCUUACCCCUGGCGAGGACGGCGAGACUAGAGCUGGCCGUCAGGGUCGCCUUGGUGAGAUGCCCAAGAAGCGAACCCAGGCAGAGGCUUUCGACAAGGCUGCCGAGGCCCAGCUCCAGGAGGAAAAUGAGAAGGAGGGCAGUGAUGAUGAGGACGAGGACGACUCGUUUGAGGGCUUUGGUAGUGACACCGAUGGACCUUCUCGCAAGGCCUCUUUCGGUGCCACUUCCGGCGAUGGUAGUGACGAAAGUGUCGACGAGGAAGCCGAGGCGGAGGAGGAGGCGGAAGAGGAGGCGGCGCUUGAGCAGGAGCCUGAACCCACUGUCCGUGUCACGCGCUCCAGCAAGCGCCUCAAGAGGUGA